This is a messenger RNA of Formica exsecta, 2652 nucleotides long. It is a transcript of the gene shakB, whose product is annotated as innexin shaking-B. Bases 1470 to 2591 code for a protein of 373 amino acids. Gene Ontology annotation, molecular function: gap junction channel activity. The record is from RefSeq and is a predicted model, not a curated record. Lineage: Eukaryota; Metazoa; Arthropoda; Insecta; Hymenoptera; Formicidae. Gene Ontology annotation, cellular component: gap junction; plasma membrane. The transcript is spliced from 6 exons.
GUUGUCGGAGAUGUGCGUACGCGACGUGCGACGGAAUCGAGAGCGUGGACGACGACAGGACGCCGACGACGACGAGGCCGCCGCCGACGCUGCGGCCGCACCAACCGUGGCAGGCCGUCGACGCGAUUUUUCUCCGCGACUGGUCUCGGACCGUCCGUCGCUUCCGGUCCUCCAGCUCGUGGCCGCGCGCGUCGCGAUCAUCCGCGAUUGAUCUCUCAUCCGGGGAUCGGACGGAUCGGAAUGUCGGAUCGUUGUUGUCGUACGGCACAAUCGUCCGCGGCGUCGCGACGCGCCGCGAAGCAUCUCCGGAAGCGGAAAUUGCCAGGCUAAGAUCGCCGUCUCGACGCGGGAUAGGAUCGACGAAUGUGUCUUCCUCUUUCUUUCUGUCUACCUCUCUUAUCGAUUUUGAUUGUCACUGGAGAACAAUACCAAAGGGAGAUCGCGAGAUAAGGUAUUUUAGGAGCUCGCAUUUCGUUCGGUCUAUUCCUCGAAUCGACAGCUCACGGUAAUAUGCGAGAUCGACAAAUUUACUCGUGUCACCGAGGACGAUGAUGUCGAAUGUUGAAUAUUCGUGUACCCGAACAGUCGAGAUUAGAAACUACGAUACAAACGUGUGAUAAGAAUAAGAGAAGAAUGCGCGGGAGGACUAUCGCCAUAAAAUACGGAUUAUUCGAAGGGUCCCGUAAACGCCGAUCACGCACGAUUCGGCGAUCGAGGGAUUAUUUGUGCGACGAUUUUACUUCAAAGAAGACUAAGAUACGAUGGAAUAAACGCGAAAAAAGAAGAGAAACACUCGCGGGGGACGAUUGUAUCACAUUUCUUUCUGGAAGUGUAAAGCUAACUUUUUCAAAAAAUUAAAUGUCAAAGAUGAACAAUAGUCACUGCUUAGAAAGACAAUAUUAAUGAUAAGGAUGAGACGCGAAGUAGCACAUAAGUUAGGUAAUAGUGAUUCAUAUAAUUUUCGAUCGACCAAAGGAUUUACAAAAUAUAUAGCUAAUAAUGUACCAAAGAGUGAUCGCCGAAGCAAUGCAUAUAAAAUAUAUACCCUAAUAUAUUUUUCUUUUUGUUGAUCAAAAAAAUAUUUUUCUCAUAAACCAAAGAUGAUCGCAAGGACAGUGAUCGAAGAAAAUGGAACAAGUGAUGUAGUGAAAUAAAUUUUUUUUCGGAACUACAGAGGGGGGUGUGUGUUGGGAAAUGUGGACAGAAAAAUGCGUGCAUUUAGCGAUUUUUAGCGAACAUCCGUGCGCGUUUUCGCGAUUUUGGUUUCGGAUUCGAGUGCUGCGCUCGAAAGUGAAAAAAGUGGAGGGGAGACUGAAGUUUUAACCCGGUUGAGCAAUUUCAAGACCGGAAACGGUGGAAGAUAUAGGAGAGCGUGAUGUAGAGGGACUCGCAGUCCUGGAGACGUUAUACUGGGAGAUCGCCGUUGCCCGGCGUAGCCUGAUCUCUUCUUGGUAUCGUUCGAUACCAAGAUGCUCGACAUAUUUCGCAGUCUCAAGAGCCUUAUAAAAAUCUCGCAUAUUCAUACCGACAGCGCCGUUUUUCGCCUGCAUUACAGUCUCACCGUGAUCCUGCUGAUAGCGUUCUCCCUCAUCGUCACCACCCGCCAGUACGUCGGCAAUCCCAUUGAUUGCAUACACAGCAAGGAUCUGCCGGAGGAUGUUUUGAACACUUACUGCUGGAUUCACAGCACGUACACUAUAACGGCGGCGUAUCGGAAGAAGGAAGGCUCGGAAGUGCCCUUUCCCGGCAUCGACAAUUCCAAAUCAUAUUCCGAAAGCGAGAGGAAGGAGUACAGAUACUACCAGUGGGUCUGUUUCAUGUUGUUUCUCCAGGCGAUCCUCUUUUAUACUCCGCGUUGGCUCUGGAAGGGAUGGGAGGGUGGUAAGAUUCAUGCCCUUAUGAUGGAUCUCGACAUCGGACUAUGCUCCGAGGUGGAGAAAAAGCAAAAGAAGAAGAUGCUGCUCGACUACCUUUGGGAGAACCUACGCUUUCACAAUUGGUGGGCUUACAGAUACUACCUAUGCGAGGUCCUCGCGCUGCUGAACGUCAUCGGUCAGAUGUUUCUGAUGAAUCGCUUCUUCGACGGCGCCUUCUUGACCUUCGGUAUCGACGUACUCAAAUUCCUCGAAUCCGAUCAAGAAGACCGAGUGGACCCGAUGAUUUACGUCUUUCCACGUAUGACCAAAUGCACUUUCUACAAGUACGGCGUCAGCGGGGAGGUGGAGAGGCACGACGCCGUUUGUAUACUGCCUUUAAACGUCGUCAACGAGAAGAUCUAUGUUUUCCUCUGGUUCUGGUUCCUUUUCCUCGGCGUGCUCAGUUUCUUUACGGUUUUGUAUAGGAUCCUAAUAAUAUUUUCGCCGCGCACGAGGGUCUACCUGUUGCGAAUGAGAUUUCGUUUGGUACGGAGGGACGCCGUGGAGACCAUAGUACGUCGCAGCAAGGUAGGCGAUUGGUUUCUCCUCUACAUGCUAGGCGAGAAUUUGGACACCGUGAUAUACAGAGAUGUGAUGCACGAUUUGGCGAACAAACUCGCCUCGAGGCAUCAGCAUGGCGUACCGGGAGUGAAGGGCGAGCUACAAGAAGCCUGAUCGAGGUUGCCUCGGAGGGUCGGCACGCUCGAUUCGCCGUCGCCGUCGUCGCGAUCCUGUC